Molecule: messenger RNA, 2397 nt
Organism: Myripristis murdjan (pinecone soldierfish)
Lineage: Eukaryota; Metazoa; Chordata; Actinopteri; Holocentriformes; Holocentridae
Product: synaptosomal-associated protein 25-A-like
Exons: 8
Coding region: 207-821 (204 amino acids)
Biological process (GO): synaptic vesicle priming; exocytosis; synaptic vesicle fusion to presynaptic active zone membrane
Cellular component (GO): plasma membrane; synaptobrevin 2-SNAP-25-syntaxin-1a-complexin I complex
Molecular function (GO): syntaxin-1 binding; SNAP receptor activity; voltage-gated potassium channel activity
Source: RefSeq, a predicted model, not a curated record
GCGGUGUGUUGGCACAGGGGAUAGUCCGGUUGAACGGAGCGGUGGGUCGGACAGUCGUGUGAACCCUGAGCAAGAGGACCGUGCUUUUGAAAUAAAAAAAAGAAAGAAAGAAAAGAAAAGAAAAGAAAAGAAGAAAAGAAAAGAAGUAAGGAAAAGAAAAAAAUACUUCAGGUUUCCUUGUUUGAGGUCAAGACUCAACAUUUACCAUGGCGGAUGAAGCUGACAUGCGCAAUGAGCUUGCAGACCUGCAGACACGUGCAGACCAGAUAGCCGAUGAGUCUCUGGAGAGUACUCGGCGUAUGCUGGCUCUGGUUGAGGAGAGUAAAGAUGCCGGCAUCAGGACUCUGGUCAUGUUGGAUGAGCAGGGAGAACAACUGGAGCGCAUCGAGGAGGGGAUGGACCAAAUCAAUAAGGACAUGAAGGAUGCAGAAAAGAAUUUGAACAAUCUAGGACAAUUCUGUGGUCUAUGUACAUGUCCAUGUAACAAGAUUAAGGGCGGGGGCCAGGCCUGGGGAGGGAACCAGGAUGGAGUGGUGAACAGCCAGCCAGGGGCUCGCGUGGUGGAUGAACGCGAACAGAUGGCCAUCAGUGGGGGCUUCAUCCGCAGGGUAACAAACGAUGCCAGGGAGAACGAGAUGGAUGAGAACCUGGAGCAGGUGGGUGGCAUCAUUGGCAACCUGCGUCACAUGGCCCUGGACAUGGGCCAGGAGAUCGACACCCAGAACCGCCAGAUCGACAGGAUCAUGGAGAAGGCUGAUUCCAAUAAGACCAGGAUUGAUGAGGCUAACCAGCGUGCUACAAAGAUGUUGGGCAGUGGCUAAACUGCAGCAAAAAUGAAAGAAGUGCUUUUCAACCCCCGUCCCCACCCCAAAAAAACCCAUUCCCACCCUGCCUAACUUGCAACACCUGCGCCCAGCGUCCUUUCCAUUGCUCAAUACAGCGGGCGGCGCAAAAACAUGCUUUUAUCGUGAUACAUACUCUGUAGAGGUUUGCACACAUGCACAUAUCAGACCUUCCCCUGACUGCCCCACCCCACCCCCGCUUCCUCUUUCUGCCCUUGUUGUUAAUAUUGUUCUGUGUCGUCUCUCUUUUGGCUUUUUGUUAAGAAAUGAUAGUCCUGUCCCACUUCGACAUAAUCCCCUCCCCGUGCCCUCCGAGGCUGUACAUAGUGCUUCUUUGAUGGCUUCAUGGAUUUAGAUCACCUUCCCCAUUUUCUCUGUUUCUUCCUCCCAUUUUUUUGUUUUUUUAAAAGUCUAUGUGUAAUAUAAAUUGUAUGUACACUUUGUUCCGAAACAUCGACUGCUGCAGUAACUGUCUGUCAAGAUGCCGUCCUUUGCCCUUGUCAGUAUUCUGGUGUUGUCCAUGUAAAACACACUGCAUAUAUCCAUCAGUAUAGAUGUUGUGAUGCUACAUGAUACGGCCACAGUGAUUCACCAUGAGUUUAUAGUCCUCACAGCUUCUAACCAAGGCUCCCCCACCACUUCACUGCAAAGCCAUUUAAUGGAUAGAUGAAAAGCCACUCAGAUAUUUACAACAGUUAACUUCCAUUAGCAGACCUUAUGCCUGUCUUCUUGACAACACAUUAAUACCAGGGUUCUUUGUCAGAUGAAAUUUAAGUAUUUGAGCCUUUCAGAUGUGAAAACAGUAAUGCGGGCCACGACUGUUAAUACACCAGUGUUACCAACUCUGUUGAAGCGGUAAUAUUUAGGAAGUUUGAUGCUUUGGAUUGUACAGGAUUCACCUUUUCCUCAGGGAGCUAAAUCUGACCAUUCAAAAGAAAAGGUUGAACAUUUAAUUGAUACACUGUAAGUCAGGAUACUGUACAAUACGUGACUGUGUGUGUGUGAUAAAUGUAUUUGCAUGUGGUCUGAACUGGCAGGAACCUUGUUUAACCAUCAUAAAUAUUUCAGGGCAUUAGUCAUGACAGGUAACAGUCUGAUUGAUAGUGGGAAGAGGCGGAGCUUAGCUGGAGGUCAGACGACAACAUCAACACAACAGCAACAACCAGUUCAGUUAUUAGACCUGAGAACAAAGUUAGGCUCCUCACGGUCACAGGCUUCGGCGAUGGGGUCAGCAACCUGUGCACAUGCAGGGCUGAACCUCGUCACCUACAAUUCAACCCCAGCAAUAUCAAGUAGCGCAUUAAGUGUGUUCUGCAUGUCCAACUGCUCUUAGAAAGCAUUAAAUAAUUCAUUUAGCUAGCUGAAAAUAUCUUAACAUGGCAAGCGCAUGCUCCAUAUGUAGGCCAUACAGAAGAGUGGCCCAUGUUUCCUGCCCCCUUUGAAAUAGUGCCACUCUUUUUGUUUCAUGUCUAUUUACCUUUCCAGACUGUGACCAUCAUUGUAAAAUAAUACUAUGGAAAAUGCCAAUAAAAACAUCAUAACUGUAGAACAAAAA